AUGCCUAGCAGUAUCUCAGCUGCUCUGAGGCAAACUGGACAUGUUCAGUUGGGCCACAUCGACUACCAGGCAACACUGAAGAUUGUUGCCUUACUCAUUGUUAUCUACUGGUGCCUUGUAUGGAUCUACCGCAUCACUCUCCACCCCCUGGCUCAUUACCCGGGCCCGAAGCUCUGGGCAACCACUUGUCUUGUGCAGACAUUCUACGCUUUGCGUGGGGAGUUUGCAUUCAAGGUCGCAGAUUUACAUACCAAGUAUGGCCCCGUCGUUCGUCUGGGGCCGUCUGCGGUAUCUUACAUUGAUGAAAAAGCCUGGGAGGAUAUCCAUGGUCGACACGAUGGGCGGAAACAAUUGAAAAAGGCCAAGGAAUUCGUGCCGACAAGCCCUCCGAACGGAGCCCAAGGGCUGGUAUUUGUCAAGGAUGACAAUGCUCAUGGACGGCUGAGGCGAAACUUUUCACACGGAUUCUCCGACAAGGCUCUGCGUGACCAAGAGGAUAUCAUAGGAGGAUAUUUCGAAAAGCUUGUCGCAAGAAUUCGGCGGUCAAGUGAUGAUCACGAGCCAAUCAAUAUGAUGAGGUGGUAUCAACUUACCACAUUCGAUAUUGUUGGAGAUCUCACGUAUGGCGAAGAUAUCGGCUGCAUGAACGAUGAUGCGCACGACCUUCACAAAUGGAUUGAGAAUUUGUAUUAUAUUGUGAAAGCUAUGUUCCUUCUCGGAUUCAUGCGAGAUUUCUUCCGUCUUGACAAGCUGUUGCUCAUCGUCAUGACUUCUGAUAAACUGCCGUUGAAGAAGAACAAACAUCGACUUAUGCUCAUCGAAAAGCUGAACCGUCGGCUGGAGCGGAAAGAACCACGCAGCGAUUUCAUGGAGCAUGUCAUUCGCAACCUCAAUACCCCGACGGGCAUCACCUAUGAUGAGAUGCUCAUGACAUCGUCCAAUCUCCUCAUGGCGGGUGCCGAGACAACAGCAAUGACAUUAUCCGGUGCAACAGGUCCGAGAAGCAUUUGGGGCCGAUCCAGCAAGGAUCGCAAUGACCACCACUACUGA
Colletotrichum siamense is the source of this 1050-nucleotide messenger RNA. RefSeq names its product Cytochrome P450 monooxygenase aclL (gene aclL-5). The record is from RefSeq and is a predicted model, not a curated record. Gene Ontology annotation, molecular function: heme binding; oxidoreductase activity, acting on paired donors, with incorporation or reduction of molecular oxygen; iron ion binding. The transcript is spliced from 3 exons. NCBI's taxonomy places the organism in Eukaryota, Fungi, Ascomycota, Sordariomycetes, Glomerellales, Glomerellaceae. Bases 1 to 1050 code for a protein of 349 amino acids.